AUGGACCACAUAGAGGCCUUUGAGAGGAUCUGCAAUUUCUCUCGCUCUAAUGGAGUGCCACCAGAUUAUGUCAAAUCCACGUUGUUCCCAUUCUCUCUUGAAGGGAAAGCUUCUCGCUGGUUGCAAUCUCUCCCAACCGGUUCUCUCACCUCAUGGGACCAGGUUCGAUCAACAUUCCUGAGCCACUUCUACACAAAGUCCAAAACCGCGGCUUUACGGCACAGAAUCUCCAACUUCAAGCAGAAGUCUGAUGAACCUUUUCAUGAAGCUUGGGAAAUUUAUAAGGAAUACCAGAGAGAGUGCCCACACCAUGGGUUUGAUGAUGAUUACAUAUUGGAGGUGUUCUACGAUGGAGUGAGUUAUGAGUUCCGAAACACCCUUGACUCUUCUAGUAAUGGAGACUUCAUGACUCAAACCACACCUGGUGCGUUUGCGUUGAUUGAGAACAUGGCAUCAAGUUCACUGAACAAGAACAAGGAGCAUGACCGCUCGAAGAGUGUGAACAGCAUAGAUGAUCUCGCUACGAAGGUGGACCAACUGCUUAAGGGAAACCAAAGCCAAUUGUUCAUAAUGGAAAAAGCAACUCCUGAGAAGAGUGCCGGUGACCUGGCGUUUGAAGCUGAAUUAUCAAGGGACGAUCAGCUAGAGGUGAGCUACGUGAAUGGGCAAGGAUGGCAGCUCAAAAACUACCACCCAAACCCUAACGUGCGGAACAACCAACAGCUUUUCUGGCCUAAGCAAGAUAAACCAACUGAUCCUGCACAGAGUAACCAAGGUCAGUAUGCCGGGUAUCAAAAGAACUACCAACCCCGGGCUUAUGUUCUAAGCCAACCGCAGAACAACACACCCCAGAUGCAGAAACACCAGAACCCUCAACCAGCUACCUCCGCUCCUAUCGUUGCUCCGCAAGAUGAGACAAAGGUCAUGUUGCAGCAGCUGCUCCAAGGACAACAGCUCCAAGGGAAAGCUCUGAACCAGGUUACUACCGAGAUCAGUACCAGAAUGAACCAUAUGUUCAGAGAUUUGAGCACCAAGUACGAUAAUGUCGCGAGCCAUAUGAGACAGAUGGACAUUCAGAUAGCUCAGACUGCUGAGAGCGUCAAGAGGCAGCAAGUUCAACUGAGGAGCGGAAAGCAACUUUCCGAGCCGGAGAAGAGGAGGUUCGCCACGGCUGAGAAAGGGAAGCAGAAAGAGUCGAAACAACUACCAGCCGAAACCCCGGCAGUUGAGAGGAAUACGGAACCAGUAGUUGGAACAAGUUCGCCGGGGCCAGAACAACCAGCUGAAGAUGUUCGCCCGAUCCCAGAGGUUGUUCCUCCUCGCGAAUACAUUCGUAAAGUCCCUUACCCUAUUCCAGCAAAGGCCACUCGUAAGGACAGAGAGGAGAUGAAGUGCAGGAAGAUGCUGGAUGACCUAACCGUCCGAAUCCCUUUGAUGGAUGCGAUCCAGAUGAUCCCCUCCAUGCGCAACUUUAUGAAGGGAUUGAUCUCAGGAAAAAUAUCAGAGGAGAGCGAAUUCAUGAUAGUUUCCAAGGAGUGCAGCGCAGUGCUUCAGAACAGGCAGAUAAAGAAGCAAGGAGACCCCGGCAAGUUCGUCCUCUCUAUCCAGAUUGGGAAGACAGUUUUUGCAUGUUCCUUGGUUGAUCUUGGAUCCAGUGUGAACCUCAUGCCUUACUAUGUAGCACGACGUCUAGGAUACACGCAUUUCAAACCAACUAAGAUGUCCUUAGUGUUCGCGGAUAGAUCAUUCAAAUCCCCAGUUGGCAUACUAGAGGAUCUCCAAGUAAAAGUCGGAAACACCUCUGUUCCAGCAGACUUCGUUGUUCUGGAGCUGGAAGAAGAGUCUAAAGAUCCUCUCAUCUUGGGAAGACCAUUCCUAUGUACUGUUGGAGCCAUCAUUGAUGUGCGACAAAGUAAGAUUGAUCUGAAUCUUGGGGACAUAGUCAUGCAAUUCGAGAUGGAUGAACUACUAAAAAAGCCGAUGUUAGAUGGCCAGACCUUUGAGGUUGAUGAAGGGAUUGACCCGCUGCAACCUCGUGAAGGAAUGGUCAAGGAGAUUCUUACAGAAGACCCACUUGAGCUUGCACUAGUAAGAGCUGAGGCCGAGCAGAGUGUCGUACACAUUGAUGCAGACGGGUAUGCCAAGAUGCUUGAUUUCGCAAGGAGUAUAGGAAGAAUGGUAGUGAGUCUAAGUCUGGGGGAGGCAAGCAACAGGGACGAGAACACUCCAGCUGGAGCGACCCCUACACCGAACUUGCAUGUUCCGCCGAACCAACCAGAUGAUCCCUGA
Molecule: messenger RNA, 2289 nt
Organism: Brassica napus (rape)
Lineage: Eukaryota; Viridiplantae; Streptophyta; Magnoliopsida; Brassicales; Brassicaceae
Exons: 2
Coding region: 1-2289 (762 amino acids)
Source: RefSeq, a predicted model, not a curated record